Adineta ricciae is the source of this 402-nucleotide messenger RNA. Lineage: Eukaryota; Metazoa; Rotifera; Eurotatoria; Adinetida; Adinetidae. The record is from the annotation of a GenBank genome assembly.
AUGGCAGACAGCAGAAGUAUGCGACGAAGUUAUUCACAAGAUGCAGAAAAAUGUUCGUACAAAAACAAGUUUACCGAACAAAAAAUAUUACGAAAACGCCAGCUAGGUUGGAAUCAUUCGGAAACUGUCACUAUAUUUCCUGUUCCAACUACAGAUUUCGAAUGCCAAGACAAACAAACUGAUUGUUCUGUCAAAUCUUUUCUACCAAUGUUAGAAUCAAAUCAUACAAAACGCGACGACCAAUUCACAUUUCCAAAACUAACCCCAAAAUCUAUCAAAGUAAAGAAACCGAUCAAUUUUACACCGAGAAACCAACACAAUGAUGAAUAUCCAAAGAUGUCAACGUUAACACAUUCUGAUAUUUGUCCAUCAAAUGAUCUGUUAAGUCACACAUCGGACUAA